GGACCAGAUCAAGAAGGAUACUGCAGCUGUACCCCGAGAAUAGUCUUAGUUUACUACUUUGACAGAGCAGAGGAGGCAACUCCUCAGGUUGAAGCUGUGUUGAUUGACCUAGAAGGGCCACAAAUUCACACGUUAAUAUAGCUCUAUAACAUCACCAACACCACCAACAAUGGGUAACAGCAAGAGCGGCGCUGUGUCCAAGGAGAUCCUGGAGGACUUGAAACUCAACACUAAGUUCACAGAGACAGAGAUUGCCCAGUGGUAUGAAAAUUUCAAGAAGCAGUGUCCAACAGGACGCAUCUCAAAAGAGGAGUUUCAGAGCAUCUACUCCAAGUUCUUCCCAGAAAGCGAUGCCCAUACAUAUGCCCAGCACGUCUUCCGCUCCUUUGACACAAACGAUGAUGGCACACUGGACUUCAAGGAGUACAUCAUCGCUCUCCACAUGACAUCAACAGGGAAGACCACUAGGAAACUGGAAUGGGCCUUCUCGCUGUUUGACGUGGACAAGAACGGAUACAUCACCAAGUCAGAGGUCACGGAAAUCUGCACGGCGAUCUUCAAGCUGAUUCCUAAAGAUGAACUGAGUAGUCUGCCUGAAGAUGAAAACACAGCUGAAAAGAGGGCAGAUAAACUCUGGAAAUUCUUUGAAAAGAGCGAUGAAGAACGAGUGGCAGAAGGAGAGUUCGUCCAGGGAGUGUUGGACAAUGAUGAGGCCCUUCGUUUGAUUCAGUAUCAGCCUUUAAAGUAACUCUUCCACACAUUCAGUGUAUCUCUCUCCAGUCCUGUCUUUUCAAUUUCACCCUUCUCUAAUGCAAUGCAAUGACACCUGACAGCACCUUCACAAAAUGUGAACAAAAUGAAAUAAUAAUUCGGAAGCUCUUCCAGGGUUUUAUAACAUUUGUUACCAAUGUAUGUGUGCUGUCUGAACAGUUUUCUUUAUCAUACAUGAAAUAAAAUAAAUGUUCAAAAAUGGAAAGCAGGAGAGGUUGCCACCAGGUAACCUUUGAUUGCAGUUACCAUACCAACCAACCAUAUACAAAUUUUAAAUCUUUACAGGAACACUAAUUGACUACUGUCUGCCUACCAUGUAAUUUCCCCCGUACACAUCUGACCUGACACUUUCCAACAACUACUACAACUGCAAAUGCUUGUUCUGCUAAGAUUAGCCUCUUCAUCGAAGUUGCAAUAGACAAAGCACAGUAUUUUUGAAAUUGUCAGUAAUUAGUAGACAUUUCUUGAAAAAAUCAAAUUAUAAAGGAGUGGUUUAGCAACUCAAGCAUGCAUUUUAAUAUGAUAACAUAUGUGUUUUAGUUCAAGUCUCAUUACCGUUAAAUAUGUUGUUUUUUUCUUUCCUGGGCAGUCAAUGCUGGUCUAUUGGUAAUUUCUCAUUUUACCCUAGCAUCUUUUUUAAACACUGACCAACAUGUAAGUGCAGUAAGGUGUAAUUGUACUUGGGCCCUUGUACUGUCUAUUGUUCUGUCUUUUACAGUGUUCAUCCAUGAGGCACAAUGCUCAAUGUUUGAUGUUCUAGUUAAGUGGUACAUAUUGG
This is a messenger RNA of Micropterus salmoides (largemouth bass), 1549 nucleotides long. RefSeq names its product recoverin-like. The record is from RefSeq and is a predicted model, not a curated record. Gene Ontology annotation, molecular function: calcium ion binding. The transcript has 3 exons. The coding region runs from base 170 to 748 and encodes 192 amino acids. Lineage: Eukaryota; Metazoa; Chordata; Actinopteri; Centrarchiformes; Centrarchidae.